AUGGAGGUGAGUAAAAUCUCUAAUCUGAAUGUUAGAGAUGAUAAUGAAUGUAUGGAAAAUGUGAAAAUUAAAAUUGAUGCUAGUGAUAUUCAACCUGAACUGGAUUACUGGAACUCUGCUUUAAUUUGUUAUAUUGUCGGUGCUAAUCCUCCUACUGCUGUAAUGGAGGGUUUUGUCCGUCAAAUUUGGAGAAAUAUGGGGGUAGAUAAGGUGGCUGUGAUUAGGAAGGGUAUUUUUAUUGUGAGGCUUACUACUAUGGAGAACAGAGACAACAUUUUGUUAGGUAACAUGGCAUUUUUUGAUAGUAAACCUCUGAUUGUGAAGGCAUGGGAACCUGAUAUGAAUGUCCAGAAAGAUGACUUGACUGUCAUCCCAAUUUGGAUCCAACUGCAUCUAGAUUUCAAAUAUUGGGGAGUAAACUGUUGGAAGAAAAUAACCUCUCCUAUAGGUAAAUUUCUUAAAACAGACCAGGCAACGGAAAAGAGGGAUAAGUUGAUGUAUGCAAGAGUUAUGGUUGAGGUGAUGAUUGAUCAAGAUUUUCCAGAUCAGUUAUCAUUUAUAAAUGAAAAGGGGAUUGAUGUGGUGUUUGGUGUGACAUAUGAAUGGAAACCUGAUCUAUGUGAUCACUGUAAGAAGAUGGGUCAUAAUACGGAGGAAUGUAGGAAGGAAGUGAGAAAGCAAUGGAGGCCGAAGGUGCAAAGUAUUGUGGUCCAACCUGAUACACAGCCAGACAAAAUGAAGGAAAAUGACCUUCAGAUAUCCAAAAAAGGAAGUAAAAGAAAGGAGAAUGAGAGGGUGGAGACUAGUCUUGCAAAUUCCUUUGCAAUACUCAGUGAAAUGGAGAAUGAAGAGAAUGUUAUAGUAGGCAAUGGUGUAUGUGGAAAUGGUAGAAAAAUGGAUGAGGGGGGUGGGAGCUCCCUAGUGGAUCAUGGAUAA
Molecule: messenger RNA, 936 nt
Organism: Beta vulgaris subsp. vulgaris (sugar beet)
Lineage: Eukaryota; Viridiplantae; Streptophyta; Magnoliopsida; Caryophyllales; Amaranthaceae
Exons: 1
Coding region: 1-936 (311 amino acids)
Molecular function (GO): zinc ion binding; nucleic acid binding
Source: RefSeq, a predicted model, not a curated record